This is a messenger RNA of Pseudovirgaria hyperparasitica, 4146 nucleotides long. RefSeq names its product RPE65-domain-containing protein. Gene Ontology annotation, biological process: carotene catabolic process; regulation of DNA-templated transcription; DNA-templated transcription. The record is from RefSeq and is a predicted model, not a curated record. The coding region runs from base 1 to 4146 and encodes 1381 amino acids. Lineage: Eukaryota; Fungi; Ascomycota; Dothideomycetes; Acrospermales; Acrospermaceae. Gene Ontology annotation, molecular function: zinc ion binding; DNA binding; DNA-binding transcription factor activity, RNA polymerase II-specific. The transcript is spliced from 5 exons.
AUGCCUUUGACCGGGCAGAAGAGGAAGCGUCAACACAAGCAUCCAUAUCUGAGCGGCAAUUUCGCACCGAUACAUCAUACGCGACCCCUCACUCCAUGCUCGUACUCCGGACAAAUACCAGACGACCUCGCGGGUGGACAGUAUCUUCGUAAUGGAGGCAAUCCCAUCUCAAACCAGCAACUGGGUCGUGAUGCUCAUUGGUUUGACGGCGAUGGCAUGCUAGCAGGAGUGCUCUUUGAGAAAUCUACAAGAGAUGGAUCAAUACAACCAUCCUUCGUCAAUCAAUACAUUCUGACAGACGUCAACAUAUCUGCGAGCUCUAGCCCGACGUUGCGCACACCAAUACUGCCCAGUAUAACAACACUUGUCAAUCCUGCCUCAUCACUGGUCUAUAUAAUACUUCGCAUACUCCGAACAGUGUUCCUAGCGAUACUAGCAGGUCUACCUGGCUCAAAACAAGCGAUCAAGAGGAUUAGUGUAGCAAACACCUCCAUCCUGUACCAUGAUGGCCGUGCUCUGGCUACCUGCGAGAGUGGCCCGCCUAUGCGUGUACAACUCCCGGACCUGGACACAGUAGGAUGGUUCAACGGCGAGUUUGCAGAAGGUGAAUCUUCUCAGCACCAAUCAACAGCCGAAGUCCUUGGCGGCCCAGGCUUAGUCGGAUUCAUGAAGGAAUGGACUACCGGACAUCCAAAAGUCGAUCCUGUCUCAAAGGAGAUGCUUCUCUUCCACUGCACUUUCAUCCAACCCUACGUUCAUUAUUCAAUUCUUCCAUCUUCACACGGUGUUUCUUCUCCAGUCGGACUCUCGAAGUCGGUCAACAUACCCGUUCCUGGCGUGUCCGGGGGCAAAAUGAUGCAUGAUUUCGGUGCUUCUAGGACACAUACCGUAAUCCUGGACCUUCCGCUAUCAUUAGAUCCAUUUAAUCUUAUGAAGAAUCGACCUGUUGUUUCGUAUGACGCCAAGAAGCCUUCGCGCUUCGGAGUAUUUCCUCGUCGAGAUCCAGCAAAAGUGCAGUGGUUUGAAACCGAUGCCUGCUGCAUUUUUCACACCGCGAAUACGUGGGACGUAUGCGGCUCAGAUGGUAAUGGUGAUGUCGUGGAGCUGAACAUGCUGGCAUGUCGGCUUACAUCAGCGACCCUCGUAUUCAACGCUGGGAACAUUGCAGCCCCUCCACCCCCUGGUAGUCGGCAUGCGGAAGAUCCUCGACGACCCAUCUCAUUCUUCGCGGCAUAUGAGAAUGAGAAAAUAUAUCGCGCAGACGAAGAUGAGGAUGAAUCAUCGCCCCUACUGCAUCACCUCACCCCAUCGACACUCAACUGGGAUAUAGAGAAAACAGCAAGAGAGAACUUACCCAGCGAACAAUGUCGUUUAUACCUAUACACAUUCUCGCUAAGCAGUUUGAAGAGUUCAAUCAGCAGACAGUUUGCUCUAUCUACACUGCCGUUCGAGUUUCCUACUCUGAACAAUGAGUAUUCUAUGUUAAAGGCACAAUACAUUUACGGCUGCAGCACGUAUACGUCGUCAUUUGGGGCGGCACUUGGCAAAGCCACGAAGAUUGACGUAUUACUCAAGAUGGACGUGCAGAAUCUCAUAAAGACUGCAGAGCAGCAUGAUAUAUCUGACGGCGGAUGCGUCGAUGAAAGGAAUAUAGACGAAAUCCUGGCCAGCAGCAAUGCACAAGAUCCUAUCAAGGCUUUCCGAAUGCCCCCGGGAUGGUUUGCACAAGAAGCCACGUUCGUAGCCAGACGCGAAGGAUCGAAGUGGUUUACAGGCAAAGAAGACGAUGGUUACCUCCUUUUUUACGCUUUCGACGAAUCACAACUAGACGAUGAAGGGAAUUGCCCCGACAAAGCCGUCUCAGAGCUCUGGGUCCUCGAUGCGACCGACAUGAAGGACAUCGUUGCAAAGGUACGCCUACCUCAGCGGGUACCAUACGGACUACAUGGUAACUGGUUUACUGAGAAAAUGAUUACUGAUCAACGCCCCGUCGAGAGCUUCAGGAAGCUUCAGGCGCCUGGUUUUGACCUCUCCACCCAACAAGUCCAUUUUAUCACUCAACAGUACCCACUUAGGAUGCACAAAGGUGGUGGUGUGUCCAAGCCGCGACUGACCUGCGAAGCAUGCACCAGACGCAAGGUCAAAUGCGACAAGAAAGUGCCGUGUACGAAUUGCGAUCGCUCCGGAGUAACCUGCGUGCCAGUGGAGCGACAGAGACUCCCACGAGGGAGACAUUUGAAUCGACGGUCGGAGCCGAGCAACGAUGCUGAUGUUCGAGAUCGACUCGCACGCUUAGAAUCCCUGGUGCUACAGCAGAGCAACAACCUGGCGCAGACAAAGUCGCCUUCGAAUGCUGACGAAGAGGGCGAACCCUCUUCCACUCCUGAGUCGCGGCCAGGAAGCUUUACUGAAGGCCAUCGCGGGUUCCCACUCAAUCCAUCAGCCACCUGGGGUGAUGCUUUGCCUCAUCCGAAAACCUCAACCUCAACCCCUUCUCACACAAUAGGAGGCUCGCCAUUCACCUUUUCAGACUCUAUCCCCACUCCUCAAUCUUUCCUUGAUGAGGUCGAGCAUGCCGCCGUGCCGUGGCUACACCAGAACCUUUGCGAAACUUUCAUAUCCAACGUCGAUCCGGUUUUCAAGGUCUUACACCGGCCGUCGGUUGCGGCUCACUUGAUCAAGGGAGGGUUGUACCUAAACUAUCCUCCUGAUAGCCCCGCUGUCGAGGCACUUGACUAUGCGAUCUAUCACGCGGCUGUAGCAAGCUUGACGGCUGAGCAAGCAAUGCAGACGUUUGGCCAGGCCAAGAAUGUUGUCAUUAAGCGAUAUCGACUUGCCGUUGAAGCAGCGUUAUCGAGAGCCGAUUUUGUCGUUACUGAAGACUUGACUGUGUUGCAAGCGUUCGUUCUUUAUCUAGUCGCAACUCGCUCUUACGAUCGUUCACGUCGUGUCUGGACUUUGCUUUCGCUAGCUGUGCGACUCGCACAGUCUUUGAACAUCCAUGUUGAUAACCCAUCCGUACAUCUUAUGCGUCCUUAUGACCGUGAAAUGGCGAAACGUGUGUGGUGGGCUAUCGGACUUCUUGAUAUCCAGGCCGCCAUGGAGCGUGGGGCUGACCCCAUGAUAACCAACGAGUGGCUGCAAGCGACUGCCCUCCCACUGAAUAUAAACGACGUCGACUUUUCUGUUGAUUCGGAGGGUCCCUUGAUCGAGUCCACUGACUACACUGAUAUGACUCUUUCUCUUGUUGGUAGCAAAGCUCAAGGUGUUGGACGUAUAUUGAACUUUCCCCCUCGUCUAGGACACAGCCAAACAGUAACCGAUUGGUACGCCAGGCACCGACUGGUUGAAGAUUUUCGUCUGGACAUCCAAAACCUUGUUCAAUGGCACAAGGUCGAUAAAGACACUGAACAGAUACGAUGGCAUAUCAAGCAAAUGUUCGAAGGUCUCGUGGCAUCUAUGCAGCUGAAUGCGGUUCGGCCAUUGCGCCCUCAGCCGAUCGAGCAACCUCCAAAUGUCAAAGGCUCACAUCUUCUUCGGCUGGCAGUGACAUCUUUGAUAAAAGACAAGGAGGUAUCCGACGAUCGGCGCAAUGACCCCUGGAUAUGGUUUGCCAAUCUUUGGGCACCAUGGCAUGACCUUGCAGUCGCACUUUCCGAGCUUUCCGUUUGUGAAGACCCGCAGUUGGUCAAGAGUUGCUGGAAGCCGAUAAAUGCUGCCUUCUCUCGACUCAGCGACAAAGUUGUUGACAGCCAUUCAACACUCUGGGGUCCGAUGGAAAAUUUGAUGGAGCAAGCAAAAGCCAGAUAUCAGUCAGUCAUGUCCAACAGCGCCAUGCCUACAUCAUCUAUUGCUAUGCCCAUGCCGAACGCUAUACCAUCGCCUGCGAGAUCUCAAAACUCCCAACAGCCCUCGCCACAGACUGCAAAUAUCAAUCUUACGCAUCGAUCUCCACAGAGCAGCCACAGCGAUCCGACCUUCUGGGCUGGUUUUGAUGGAAAUCAGUAUUGGCCUAGUCUGGACUCUGAGCUUGAUUUGAUGUCGGCGACAACUGCCAGUGACGUGGACACUGCAGCAUGGGCAACCUGGGACAACUUCCUUGGAAACAUCCAGCGGGGCGAUGAGUUUGGCUUUUCGUUCAGCUGA